Beauveria bassiana ARSEF 2860 is the source of this 570-nucleotide messenger RNA. Its product is annotated as GNAT family acetyltransferase, putative. The transcript has a single exon. The coding region runs from base 1 to 570 and encodes 189 amino acids. The record is from RefSeq and is a predicted model, not a curated record. Gene Ontology annotation, molecular function: acyltransferase activity, transferring groups other than amino-acyl groups. Lineage: Eukaryota; Fungi; Ascomycota; Sordariomycetes; Hypocreales; Cordycipitaceae.
AUGGUUGCCCUCACCUUCCGCCGCGCCACAGCGGACGACGCGCCUCGUCUGCGCGAUCUCAUGGAACAUGCCUUUUCAACUAAUGACUCGCGACCCAACUGGACAGGCGACGCAGAACUCGCCUCAAACUACACGCUGAAGCUCGAAAGCAUGCAAGCGGCCCUCGCCAUGGACGGCCUGGUGACGUUUGCGGUCCUAAACGAGGCCGGCGACAUUAUCGCCUCGGCCAAUGUGGCCAGGAAAGGAGACGACACUGGCCGGAUUUCCGGUCUCAUUGUGCAAGACGAGUACCAGCGCGGCGGCGUCGGCGGCCGAGUCCUGACUUAUGCCGAGGAGUACUGCAAAAGAGAAUGGGGGGUGAGCAAGCUGUCGCUCAAUGCGCUGUCGACACGCACCGCGCUGCUGGCGUGGUAUAAGAGCCGGGGAUACCGAGAGACUGGCGAGAUGAGCGAAUUUCCGCGCGCCGAUGAUUCUUUUGCCUCGUGCACGAUUCCGGAGGACCUCUGCUUUGUUGAAAUGUCAAAGAACCCCUAUGCGGGGGAAAGCGCCGAAAAGCUGCAGACAAAUUAG